This is a messenger RNA of Dermochelys coriacea (leatherback sea turtle), 3064 nucleotides long. It is a transcript of the gene LRSAM1, whose product is annotated as leucine rich repeat and sterile alpha motif containing 1. The coding region runs from base 390 to 2564 and encodes 724 amino acids. The transcript is spliced from 25 exons. The record is from RefSeq and is a predicted model, not a curated record. Lineage: Eukaryota; Metazoa; Chordata; Testudines; Dermochelyidae. Gene Ontology annotation, molecular function: protein binding.
CAAGGCCCCCAGAGGCGAGCUAGCCGCCAUGUUGUGUGUGGGCAAGGCCCCGCGGCCUGGGUCGCACGGUAACAAAUCGCCGUCCAGCUGCAGGUCCCUGCGACUCCGCAUCGCGGGGCGGCUCGUUGUGCGAGCACCGCCCGCUCCGCCCCUCGCCUGGAGACUGGGGCGCUCCGGCCUCGUCUCCGUGGCGGCGUGGUCAGGUCACGUGACCCCGCAGCCGCGGGGCGGGGAGCCCGGAAGCGCCUCUGAUAACAGCCGGGAGCGAGUGCAAUUCCUUAACCCAGGCUCCCUGUCAACACCUGUUAGGUACACUCCCUGCCUCUUCUGCCUUUGUUUACGCUGAUCGCUUUCUGCCACUGAGACAGAUCUGGAGUGAAAAGUGAAAGAUGCUGCUGUUUUUCCGUAAAAGGAAACCCAGUGAUGCGGCCCGGAAGCGCCUUGAAUACCAAAUGUGCCUGGCAAAAGAAGCUGGUGCUGAUGACGUUCUUGAUAUAUCUAAAUGUGAACUCUCUGAGAUUCCUUAUGGCACUUUUGCAACAUGUAAAGUUUUGCAAAAAGAGGUGCUGAUUGUUCAUACAAAUAAUCUAACAUCUCUGGUUCCAAAGUCCUGCAGUCUCCUGAAUCUCAUAACUGUGAAGGUUUUAGAUCUCCAUGACAACCAGCUGACAUCACUUCCUGAUGAUAUUGGCCAGCUGACACAUCUCCAGGUCCUAAACAUUGAAAGGAAUCUCUUAAAAUUUAUUCCACGGUCUAUAGGGGACCUCGCCCAGCUCCAGACCCUCAAUUUGAAAGGAAAUAAGCUGAAGGAGCUGCCUGCUACCGUGGGUGACCUGCGCAGCUUGCGCACCCUUGAUGUCAGUGAGAACCUGCUGCGGAAGUUGCCCCAGGCGCUGGCUCACAUCCGCACACUGGAGACUCUGACGCUGGAUGCUUCGUCCAUGACGUACCCGCCAUAUGAUGUUUGCAGUGCUGGCACAGAGUCUGUCCAGCAGUUCCUGUGCAAAGAGUCUGGAAUCAAAUACUGCCCUCCCUCCCAGUAUCUGCUUCCGGUGCUGGAAAGUGAUGGAGGAGAAACAUCAGUGGAUGGUGUCAACAGGCGUGUGCAUAAAUACAUGGAGGAAGACAGUGAGUGGCAGAACAAAUUCUUGGAUUAUGAGAAGAGGAAGGAAGAGAAGAUGCUGGAGAAGCUGGAGUUCGAGCGUCGCCUGGACAUGGGGCAGAGGGAGCAUGCUCAGCUUCUUCAGCAGAGCAGCAGUCAGAAGGAGGAGAUUCUGCAGACUGUGAAGAAGGAGCAGGUGAGGCUGGAGAAAGGUCUGACGAAGCAUCAACGCAACCUGGAAGGAGAGCACCUGAAGCUGCUGGAGCAGUUGAAGCAAAUGGAGCAGGGCAUUGCCAGCCGAAUCCAGAAGCUGCUGGAGGAGAAUCAGAGGCAGAAACAAAGUUCAGAACUUUUGAAAUCCCUGGAGAACGAGAGAAUAAGGAUGGACCAACUGAUGGCAGUAACGCAGGAGGAGACAGAGCAGCUACACAGAAAGGAAGUGGCCUCUGCCAUGCAACAAAUGCUGGCUGAGAGCUACAAGAACAAGCUCAUCUACAUGACCUCCGAAUCUCGCCGGCAAGACCUUGUGAACCAGGCCUGCUCCAGCCUGGCAGAGAUGGAUCAGAAGUUCCAACAAAUCCUGGCUUGGCAACAGCUAGAUCAGAACAAGGCCACUAGUCAGAUCCUGCAGGAGAGUGAAAUGCAGAAAGCGGCCUUUGAAGCCCUUCAGGUGAAGAAGGAUCUCUUGCACCGGCAGAUCAGGAACCAGAUUAAGUUAAUAGAAACAGAGUUAUUGCAGCUGACACAGCUGGAGUUAAAGAGGCAAGAACUGGACACAGAGACACUGCAGGAGAUGAUCACAGAGCAACGCCGAGCCCUGAGCUAUAUGCUGCAACAGCUGCUCAAGGAGAAGAAGCAAAGGGAAGAGGAACUGCAACAAAUUUUGAUCGAGAUGGAGGCAAAAAGUGAAACGAAGCAGGAGAACUACUGGCUGAUCCAGUAUCAGCGCCUGCUGAACCAGAAACCUCUCUCACUGAAACUCCAGGAGGAGGGCUUGGAGAGUCAGUUGAUAAACCUGCUAAUUGAGCUGUCAGCUGAACAGUACGUACCAAUCUUUGCCCAUCAUCGGCUGUCGCUGGAAAUGCUCAGCACCAUGACCCUCAGCGACCUGGCAAAGAUUGGAAUAACAGAAACUGGCCUGCAGCGUGCGAUCCUCAGGCGAGCCCAGGAGAUCCUGGCUGUGGCUAAAACAAUCCCAGAGCUGCUGACGAGCACUGAGACCAAGGUCCCUGCAGCCCCAGAACCGAGCGCCCCCCCUGAGGAAGUUCUCCCUUCUGUACCCCAGCUGGAGCUGGACGAGAUUAAGUCCGAGUGCGUGGUCUGCAUGGAUCAGGAGGCCCAGAUGAUCUUCCUGAACUGUGGCCACGUGUGCUGCUGCCAGACGUGCUGCGAGGCCCUGCGCAUCUGCCCCCUCUGCCGCAAAGACAUCGUGCAGCGCGUCCGCAUCUUCCACAGCAGAUAGCCAGGGAGCAGCUGCUGGGCUCUUGGGGCUGGAGGUGCCAUCAGCUGGGAAUGCCCGCUGCCCGAGGCUCCUCAGAGGUCUGGGUGGGUGUCAAAUCUGCUCAUCCCCAUGCCGCAGUAUAUCAACCACCUCUCCCAAUGUGAUGUGUACACUUUGCACUGGCUCAGAGCCUGUGAGGCUGCUUUGGGGAGGACUGGAAUGUGCAGUCCCCUCCUGUCCUCAGGUGGUAACUCUGGGGUUGAAUGUUCUUGUACGCUCCUGUAGGCAUGGCUAGCAACACCCCUCUUUCCCCCACAGUAACCCCUGCAGUCAUCCCCUGUGCUAUGCAGAUGGAAGCGGACUCUGCUGAGUGACUCAUGGGAUGUCUCAAGUCCCCCUGAGUGUCGGUGGAUUUCUGCCUCCCUUGCCUUUGCGCGGCCCUCUCUGUCUGUGUGCUCCCAAGACACCUGUGGGGCUGAAGCCCAUCCGCAGCCUGUCUAAUGUAUUUUUGCCUUCAUCAA